UGCCAGAGCCGCCGGGGAGCAAACUCUGCCGGCCCGCGCACUCUCUUGGCCGGGGUCCGAGAGCCGCCUUGGGGGACGUAGCUUGAGUCACACUGUGGUUCUUCAGGCUAAAUGGAUUUGGUUAUGGGGAAAGUAAUACUUUUCCCCUUCCAUACCCAGCUUGAGGGAUUAUGACCCAGGAUCCCCAAAAAGGGAAGCAGCCCUACCAUCGAAGAGGGUGGAGAGCUGAGAAGGACUCUCAGGUUGCUGCCAGAGCUGCCACAACCAUGUAUACCUUCCUCCCUGAAAACUUUACCCCAACCAAGACCAAGCCGUCCAAAGAGCUAAAACCUAUGCUGGGAUCUGUACUGCUGGGGCUCCUACUGGUCUUAGCGGCUGUGGUUGCUUGGUGCUACUACAGCACAUCUCUCCGUAAGGCGGAGCGCCUUGGGGCUGAGCUAUUGGAACUCUGGACAGGUGGCUUCUCCAUUCGAAACCAGCAGGGAGAGCAAGUCUUCCGUCUGGCCUUCAGCUCUGGGGCCUUGGACCUGGAGUCCUGUGCACGAGAGGGGGACAUCUUGAGUUGUUCUCGCUCCACAGGAGGCCCCCUCAAUUUCUUCAUCCAGACUGUCCGGCCCAAGGACACUGUCAUGUGCUACCGUGUGCGCUGGGAGGAGUUGGCUCCAACCCCUUCUGUGGAGCACACCAUGUUUCUGGGUGAUGUGCACUGGUAUGGUGGUGCCGAGAUGCGGACCCAGCACUGGCCCAUCCAGCUGGCUGGCCUUCAGGCACCCCAGCCUUUUGUCACCAGCGAUGUGUACUCAUCUCGGGCAGCCUUUGGUGGUAUUCUUGAGCGAUACUGGCUGUCAUCCAAAGCGGUUGCCAUAAAAGUCAAUGACUCCGUGCCCUUCCACCUGGGUUGGAAUGCCACUGGACGCUCUCUCCUGUUACAGGCCCGCUAUCAUGACACAUCCUACAAGCCACCUGCGGGCCGUGAGCCCCUGCCUGAGCUCAGUUACCGUGUUUGUGUGGGUUCUGACGUGACAUCAAUUCAUAAGUACAUGGUGCGGCGUUACUUCAAUAAACCAUCUAAGGUGCCAGCCCGAGAAGCCUUUCGUGACCCAAUCUGGUCCACGUGGGCCCUCUAUGGGAGAGCAGUGGACCAGGAUAAGGUGCUGCGCUUUGCUGAGAAGAUCCGCAAAUACCGCUUCAACUGUAGCUACUUGGAAAUUGAUGACAUGUACACGCCUGCCUAUGGGGACUUCACCUUUGAUGAAGCCAAGUUCCCCAAUGCCACAGAGAUGUUCAGGAAGCUGCAGGAGGCUGGUCUGCGGGUCACCCUGUGGGUACACCCCUUUGUCAACUAUAACUCAUCCAGCUUUGGAGAAGGUGUGGAGCGGGGCCUUUUCGUCCGGGAGCCUACAGGCCGGCUGCCAGCCCUAGUGCGCUGGUGGAAUGGUAUUGGUGCUGUCCUGGAUUUCACCAACCCAGCCGCCCGGGAAUGGUUCCAGGGUCACUUGCGGAGACUUCGCACCCAGUACUCGAUCUCCUCCUUCAAGUUCGAUGCUGGGGAAGUGAGCUAUCUGCCCCGGGACUUCAGCACAUUCCGCCUGUUGGCGGACCCCAACCUCUGGAGCCGGCGGUACACAGAGAUGGCGCUGCCUUUCUUCUCACUGGCUGAAGUGCGUGUGGGCUACCAGUCACAGAACAUCUCUUGUUUCUUCCGCCUUAUUGACCGCGACUCGGUGUGGGGCCAUGAGCUGGGUCUGCGUUCCUUGAUCCCAGCGGUGCUGACCAUCAGUAUGCUGGGUUACCCCUUUAUCCUCCCUGACCUGAUAGGUGGCAAUGCCGUGCCUGGGAAUACAGCUGGCGAGGGGGGUCGGAAUACCGGAAUCCCAGAGCGUGAGCUCUAUGUGCGCUGGCUGGAGGUGGCGGCUUGCAUGCCAGCCAUGCAGUUCUCUAUUCCACCCUGGCUUUAUGACCAGGAGGUGGUGGAGAUAGCACGCAAGUUUGCAGCACUGAGGGCAGAGCUGGUGGCCCCACUGCUCUUGGAGCUGGCUGGAGAGGUGAUCGACACAGGCGAUCCCAUAGUUCGGCCUCUGUGGUGGAUUGCACCUGGGGAUGAAGCGGCCCAUCGAGUGGACUCUCAGUUCCUUAUUGGCGACACGCUGCUUGUGGCACCUGUACUGGAACCAGGGAAGCAGGAGCGUGACGUGUACCUGCCUGCAGGAAAGUGGCGCAGCUAUAAGGGGGAGCUCUUUGUCAAGGCGCCCAUCCUGCUCACUGACUACCCUGUGGAUCUGGAUGAAGUGGCCUAUUUUACCUGGGUGUCCUAACCCUGCUUAUUCUAGAAACCUUAAUGCUCAGAGACCCUGACCUCGGAACCUCACUCCUCCUCUCCUUACCCUAGCUUCUUCUAGGGCCCACCCUGGGGACAUCAUGGCUCUAACCCCAGAUGCUUCACUACCACCACCACCCCCUCCAAAGACUGUUCCUUACUCCGUCCUCAAGUCUAGACUGUAAUCCUGAUCUGAAGAUCAGGAUUCCAACCCUUCCCCUCACCAAGAGCUUUAUUCUGCCUCUAGAUUUACUUCCUUCUUCCCCCAUCACACCUCCCUUAGAGCCAUUAACUUUCCCCAUCUAUCCAGCUGCUAUAGCUCCAUCUUCAUAUCUUCCCUCCCCAAGAGACUCUGGAUUAGGAUCCUUGGUUCUAAUCCAUCACCAGUUUCUCCUUGACAACUCCUUAACUCCAAUCUUUUUGGGCAUUGCUGGACCCCCUUGUAUAAUGUUUGUCUGAAAGCUUUUAGCACACACAUCUACCUUUGUUCCUCUGAGACUGGUGGGGCAAGGGAAGGGGAAAGUCAGUCCUAGUCCUAUCCUCCAGCCUCCCCCACCCAAGAGAAAAUCAUAUGAACUUCCCUCCACAGGUAUAGUCUGUAUUCUCAUAGCCCAAGCUAAGGCUCUGCUCCCAAUAGGCAGUGCUUCCAUCUCCUAAGAAUCUAUCUCAUGUUGCAUUCUGGGACUUGUAGUCUCCUUGGGUAGAGAGGCAAGAAUAAACUCACCAACUACCAUAGAAACUUAGUGGUCAUCUAGUUUGAAAAAUUAAAAAAAAAUUUAGGAAUGUAUUGGAGGGGGAGAAGUUAAGUGAAAAGAUUGAAGUUAGGGUAGGGAGUAAAACCCUAUUUCUAGCCCCCAAGGGGAUCCAGGUUUUGUGGUGGUCUCAGCCUCUCUUUCAGCCCAUUCUCAUACUCCUCUCCCUCCAUCUCCCCAUUUACGCCUUUUUCUAUUGGACCACUUAAUGUUCCUCAUGAGGCACACAGGCUUGUAGCCCCAAGUCAAAGACAGGAUGGCAGGAGCUUGAGGGGGCCAAAGGUCAUCCCCUUCUCACCCCAUGACUUAGCUCGUCUUUGCACAUGGUUGGUCAUUAAAAGCACAAAGAUGAGAUCUGCCUGGAUUGAAAGCGGGAUGUCUCCUAUUCAUCCCCACUUUCUGCUUAGCCUCCACCUCCCCAUUUCUCAUCUGGGAGUUUCCUUCUCAGAACAAACUUAGGUGGGGAAGUAGAACUGAGCUAUGGGUCUACAAGGUGACCUGUCCUGCUCCUUUUUCCGUUAACUAAUUCCAACUACCACCACUUCCAAUUCUGGCAGUAUUUCUCAUCUCUUCCUCCUUUUGAUAUAAGUUCCUUUCCUCACAAACUACCAUAAAUAUUAAAACUGGAACAAAACUUAGUGGUCAUCUAGUUUGAGAGAAUUAAAAAUAUUUGGGAAAGUAGAAGAAAGGGAGCAGGUUGGGUCAGAAGAUUGAAGUUAGGGUAGGGAACAAACCCUAUUUCUGACUCCCAACGGGAUAUGGGUUUUGUGGUCUCAGCCUCUCCUUCAGCCUAUCCUCAUAUUCUUCUCCCUCCAUAAGAAAGGACAUGGGGCUACCCAUGUCUUAGGCUCAGCUUCACUCUUAUAACCAUGACCUUGAACUCUUUGUCCAUCAUAGCUGGCCCCUAGGCUUGAUCAUGAUUCCCACUGAUGCCCCUUUGAGAAUUGAGCCUGGAUGGAAAAAUCUCUGAAACUCUGAAACAGGCUCCUGGGUCCUCUUGCCUGAAAAGAUAGAGUGAGAUCCCUUCUCUUUGAGAGUGGGGGAAUAAUUAAGCUCCAACAGUGUAGUCUGCUCAGCCCUGGCCUUAGUUCUCCUUCUCUUCCCCUUUCCUGACCCCAAUUUAGGAAGAAGAAGAGGUGGGCACACACAGACUAUCAAGAACCCUUGGGGCCAGACGGGUCUCGUCAGGACAUACUAACUGGGCUUGGAGUCAUGGAGGGUCUUGUUCCCAGGCUAUGGUCUUUACCCACACUACACCUCAGGGGCUGGGCUGGCAAAGAGGGAACAGAGUGGAUCAUAUGUCCUAAUGCUGCACUGACCCCCCAAGGCCUAUCUGUUCAGCACUGCCCUAGUCAGACACACAGAUGGGUCAGGGAUGCCUUAAUGUGAGAAUCACCCUGUGUGUAUGUAAGUGACUGUGUGUGUACACAUGUGACCGUAAAUCUCUGUGUAUGCAUCAAUACCUGUCUCUUUCUCUGUGUGGCUAUGGAUAUGGAUGUCUAUGGGGCUAGCUAUCUGUGUGUGGCUGUCUCUUUUUGUAAUUGUCCAUGAGUAUAUCUUUUUUCUGUGGCCAGGUAUAUGUAUUUGACUGGCUAGUUUUGUGUAGUGAUUUCUUUUUAUGUAACUGGGUACGUGUGUGAAUGGCUCUGUGUGCUAUGUGUCUAUGCACAAGGAUAAAUGUCUGAGGUAGGGGCUAGAUGUGUGUGUUACAUUGAUGCCUGGGGUAGACUAUGUGUCUGUAUGUAUGAAACUGUAUGUGUGAAAGGGUUGGGUUUUUUUUUUUUGGCAGGAUAUCUGUAUGUGAAUAUGUAUGUGACUGGAUAUUUGCUUGCAUGUGAAUAUGUGUGUGUGAGGGAGGUGUCCAGUUACUCCUGUGGAGGGGUAGGAAUGUCUAUGGCAGUGUAACUGGAUAUCUGUGAAUAUAUUUCUGUUAUUGGAUGUGUAUGCAUGUGUGAAAGAAUCUCUCUGAGUGUGUAUAUGUAUGGUUGAGUAUCUGUGGAUCUGUGAUUCUGUGGCCAUGUACGUAUGUAUGUGACAGUCUGGCUGGGUAGCUUUGUGUCACCAUGUGGCUGAGUAUCUCUAUCUAUAGUAAUAUUUUCCUGUAGCUAGAUCUCUUUGUGUAUAUGAUUUGUGUGUGUGUGUGUGUGUGUGUGUGUGUGUGUGUGUGUGUUUGAAUGUCUUUCUCUUUGGCCAGUGUGUAUGUAUGCAUAGCUUUGUAUCUGUGCAUGUAUAUGGCAAUGCACGUAUGUAUGUGUCCAUGAGUGCCUGCUGCAUCGGCUUCUCAACAAGCAUUUAUUAAACCUUUACUGUGUACCAGGCUAAACACUAAGGAUGCAAAGGAAAGGAAAAAAGAGUC
Phascolarctos cinereus (koala) is the source of this 5425-nucleotide messenger RNA. It is a transcript of the gene MYORG, whose product is annotated as myogenesis regulating glycosidase. Lineage: Eukaryota; Metazoa; Chordata; Mammalia; Diprotodontia; Phascolarctidae. The record is from RefSeq and is a predicted model, not a curated record. Gene Ontology annotation, biological process: skeletal muscle fiber development; carbohydrate metabolic process. Gene Ontology annotation, molecular function: hydrolase activity, hydrolyzing O-glycosyl compounds.